This is a messenger RNA of Trichogramma pretiosum, 4024 nucleotides long. It is a transcript of the gene Pak3, whose product is annotated as serine/threonine-protein kinase PAK 1. Gene Ontology annotation, cellular component: cytoplasm. Bases 1471 to 3033 code for a protein of 520 amino acids. NCBI's taxonomy places the organism in Eukaryota, Metazoa, Arthropoda, Insecta, Hymenoptera, Trichogrammatidae. Gene Ontology annotation, molecular function: protein serine/threonine kinase activity; ATP binding. Gene Ontology annotation, biological process: protein phosphorylation; intracellular signal transduction; regulation of MAPK cascade. The record is from RefSeq and is a predicted model, not a curated record. The transcript is spliced from 3 exons.
GCCAGCCGCCGAUUCAUCGGUGUGGGAGGUCACCACACUACAUUAUCAACGCUCUUCUCUCGAUAUAUAUACCAUUAUACAUAUGCUGUACUAGCCGCGCGUGAGAGCUCGUCGUGCAGCUAUCACCAAAAUACAUACUUUACACUUAAAAAUAAAAUAAAACGUUUUUUUUCUUCUCUUCUUCAAAAGUAUAUUAAUUUAUACAUGACUCGUCUUUUCGCGUCGAGCGUAUUCCGAACGGUGCUGCGAUAUACCAUAUAUGUCGCAUAAUAUCAGGCUUAUCACUGAAGUCCGGUGCUACCGCUUUCUGAUACUCAUGGUGCAUUGAUCGCGAGGGAUCCGAGAGCUCAUUCGGCCGCUAGUGAGAUCGCCGCUCUCGCGCAGAGCUCGUCGAUUCAUGCAGCAGUCUUCGUCACGAUAUCGAGCAAUUGUACAAGAGACUCCGUAUAAAGUCGCAUCGACACAUUGGCCGCAGCUCGCUACUGCUAGCUAGUGCUGCUACUGCUCCUACUGCUACUGCUGCUGCCUGCUGCCUGCUGCCACUUUGAACUCUCCUUUCUCUUUCUCUUCGCUUUCCGCUUGAUAUUAGAUGUGUUGUGCGUUUCACACAUCUUCGCUCUCCCUCGACACCCACCGUAGUCGUCGUCAACUUCGGAGUCUGCAUAACCUUAUACUGCAUUCGUAUCGAAUUAGCCACUAAUCCUCGCCCUCGGCGUCCAACAAUGUUAACUUUGCACUGGUGCGAGCUAUAGGCGCACACACGCUUGGACGAAGAGAGAGAGAGAGAGAGAGAGAGAGAAGAACACAGCUUGUGCGCGAUUCGCCGAGAGCAAUAACGCACACGCGAGAGCCGAGUGAUAAUAUUCCGUACAGCGAGGUGCUGCUACGCUUACAAAGUUGAUAUUACCAGCGAGGAGGAAAGCGUCGUCGCCGUCAUCUUUCAAGAGUAUAUCGUCGCUUGGUCAAGAGCAAGACGGAUAGAUAGAGAGACGCGGACAUAUGCACAUAUACGCGUAAUUGCAUACUACUUGUAAUAACGAGAUAGAAGGACAUGGGCGUGAUGGCAUCGCCGCUGCUGAAAUUACGUUUGUGCAGUCGCUGUCAUUGUUGCUUCAAAACACCUCGCUCCAAAUAGAAGAAAAAUAUCCGUCCUAUCGUUUGUGUAUAUAUGCGUGUUAUCGUAGUCUGUCGUCGUCGUCGUGCAAUAAUUACCGACCACCGAGAGAAUCUUCACUUCGCUGAGUUUAAGUGCCUGUAAUGUGCGUGUGACGUGUGUGUGCGUGCUCAUCGUUAAUCCACUGUACACGAUUUUUAAAAGAUUUCGAUGCUUAAUCACUCAUUAUCGAUCUUUUUUUCUUUUAUUCUUUCGUUCUAAGCCACCGAGUGAAUUAUAUCAACGGCUCAUUAAGGAGAGAUAAUUGAAUCUAUAUUUUUUUAUCGAACAAUUCGUGCUUUAUCACUUCUAACAAUAUGAGUUUGAAUCUCGUCAAAUUUUUCUCCAAGAAAAAACAUCACAGCCAACAAUCGGUAGACACGGUCGGCGAAAUUGGCCUGCCAACUAAUGUCUCACACAAAUUCCAUGUGAGUAAAAAUGAAAAGACCGGACAGUUGGAAGGCUUACCCGAUUCUUGGAUACGACUGCUUAAUACCCAAAUUAGCAAGUCGGAGCAAAAUGAACAUCCAGAUGCUGCACUUCAAGCCAUUAAAUUCUAUAAUUACUCCAUAAAGAAGAAACCAACACCUCAAGAGGAAAUUUUCAAGCCAUUCCUUACUGCAGAUAUCAUUGAAGAAGAGUCGUUAGAAAUAGAUAAAAUAUUAGCAAAAAAAUUCAAUAAAGAAAGGGAUUCUGAUGGAUCUACGUCUGCCAGUUCUACAGAUAGUCAAGUUCGUAAAGUACCACCAGAAUUACCUCCAAAGUGGAAAAAAGCACCCAAACCAGCACCUAGAAAAUAUAUUGAACGUAAGGAAAAAACAUUUACAGAAAUUCUUGAAGAUCUCAACAAUUGUCAGGUAGAUGACUACGAUUUAUUACCAGAAGAUAGAAAUGGCAAUAAACCUGUUGAAACUAAAGCUGAACCAAAAGAGGAAAGUCCAAUUUUACGAAGAAAACGAAACUCUGCUGAUGACUCUAUGAGCGAUGCAGAAGUUUAUGCAGAACUAAGAAAAAUUUGUGAUAAAGAUGAUCCUCAGUCAAGAUUUGACAAGAGUAAAGAAGUUGGUGCAGGCUGUUCUGGUACAGUCUUUAUUGCUACUGAUUUAACUAAUCAACAAAGAGUAGCCAUUAAGGAUAUUGAUUUGACCAAACAGCUCAAAAAAGAGCUUAUGCUGACAGAAAUCAAAGUUUUGAAAAAAUUCCAACACCCAAACUUAGUGAACUUCUUGAAUUCUUAUCUAGUCAACGAUCAUUUAUGGGUAGUAAUGGAGCUUUUAGAUGGGGGUCCAUUAACAGACGUUGUAACAGAAACUGUAAUGAAAGAAGCACAAAUAGCUGCUGUGUGUUGUGAAGUGCUCAAAGGUGUGAGUUUCUUGCACUCCAAGGGAAUUAUUCACAGAGAUAUUAAAUCAGAUAAUGUUCUUCUUGGUAUGGAUGGAUCUGUAAAAAUCACAGACUUUGGUUUUUGUGCAAAUAUUGUAGGUGAUGAAAAGAGACACACAAUGGUAGGAACACCAUAUUGGAUGGCUCCAGAAGUUGUUACAAGAAAGCAGUAUGGUAAAAAAGUUGACAUUUGGUCACUAGGAAUUAUGGCGAUUGAAAUGAUUGAAGGAGAACCACCAUAUAUGAAGGAAACUCCUCUCAGAGCUUUAUAUCUAAUAGCAGCUAUAGGUAAACCUAGUGUACCAAGUUGGGAAACAUUGAGUCCCAAAUUUCAAAAUUUUUUGGAAAGAUGCUUAGCUGUUGAAGUUGAUGAUAGGGCUUCCGCUAAUGAACUUUUAGCUCACAAUUUUCUUGACAACUGUGCCGAUCUAUCUACUUUAUGUCCUUUGAUUCGUGCUGCACAGAAAAUCUUACAUAAGAACUUUUCGAAUCAUUAGGAAUUCAUAAAAUUCCAAUUAUAAGAUGAUUUAAAAAAUUAUCAGAUAUGUUAUUCAGCCUGUUGAUUUUAUUUGCUCAUUUCCAAAGGAUUGCAUUGCAUUGUAUAGAUUAAGAAUCUUAAUCCAAAAUGUAUUCAAUGAAGCUAACGUGAUUUUUUUAUCAAUUGUACAUAUGAUUUUUAAAGCUUGUGCGAGAAUGUAAAAUACAUGUUAUACUAUUAUUAGCUGCUUGUAAUAAUUUUUAAUCUUUUGAUAAACUUAAUACUUUUGACAAACAUUUUAACAAAAUAUUCUAUAAGAACUUCUAAUGUGAAAACAUUCCAAUAAUAGUCUGAAAAUUGUGCAAUUUACGUCGACAAUAGUAAUUUACAAGAUGAAGCAUUUAAAAAGCAAUAUUUUGUAAUUUUUCUACGAAAAUCUAUAAACUGUACUUAUUUUUGGGAACUUUUAUCACCUGUCCAAUAAAAAAUGUAAAUUGUAAAUAUACGUUUUACAAAAAUUUAAGCUCAAUCGUGUAUUAAUCAAAUAAAGUAAUGUAUUUUUCCAUUCUUGAGAUUCGUAAAUAUUUAAAAUGUAUUACUACUACAAGUAUUACUAUGACGUAUGUAUACUAAGCGUUGGACUCGUCGACUUUUAUACCUUUUUAAUAAAAAAAAAACUUUGCACGAUUUCAUCCAAAAAAAGUAACAAAGAAACCAAGGAAAAUUGUCUAAAGAUGUUCUGUCAAAUGCAAAAUGUAUAUGUGCCUGAAGGAGCACUUGAUUGCUCUAUGAUAUUCAUACCAUAAUAAUACUAUAAAGUGAAUAGUAUAAUGUAUGUAAAGUGUAUUUAGUGUAAUUUUAUUAAUAAAUAAACUUAAAAAAGUAUGGUUCCGUGAAUUUUUUUAAAUUGAUACACAAAUAAAAACACCAUCAUGUGUAACUGUGAAGGAUAAAUUUAUUAUUUACACACUGGACAUAUUCUCAACAAUACAAGAGCUGAAAAUUUUAAA